GCCAAACUCGUCGCGGCAAGUUUGAUUUUCCCAGCCAGCCAGCCAAACGACAACAACAACGACGACGACACAGCACCAUCCAAAAAGCCCAAAUCACACCCCACCACCCCACCCCACAACAGCACAACAACAGCAGCGCUCUGUUCCCUCGACGUCACAAUCGCAGCGAAAAGAGGGGAAAGUGAAAAAUAAAAGGGGGUGUUGUUCGCCUCAUUCCCAGCAGCUCACGCGUCGACUGCGCAUCGUCAGCGCACACACACACGCACACACUCGCAACUUGGUUUGAUCAUCAUCGUUGGGCUCUGAGUGCUCCUGCUGCUGCUGCUCCUUGUGGCAUUUUUCUGUGUCACCCUUGCACACAAUGGCAAGCGAGGAAGACAAGCUGUUCUGUGCAGUGUGUCUGCAAGAGCCUGGUGCGUUUGACUCGGACGAUGAAGCACACAACAACACCAGCAACAACACCAGCAACAACACCAACAGCAACAGGCAUGCUGCAUCAUCUUCAUCACUAUCAUCAUCUUCAUCAUCAUCAUCUGUGGCAGUCAGACGGUCUGCCCGGCUCCGCCAUCAACAGCAGCAACAGCAACAACAGAAGAAGGUGGCCGUUGCCGCUCGCCCCGAGUCCUGCACGCACAUCUUCUGCUUGGCGUGCUUGAAGCGAUGGGCAGCAGAGGCCCACAGCUGCCCGCUGUGCAAGAGCCCUUUCACCACAAUCCACCACAUUGAUCCCCAGACACGCGCCGUGUGCGGUCAGGAGCCCGCCCCACCCAUCACCGCCAACGAUGAUGAGGAUGAGGACGGCGAUGACGCUGCCGCGUUUGGUAUGCCCCCUGAGGCGUUGUUUCUGAUUGAGUUUAUCAACAGCCUCCUCUCACAGCCUACCAACGCGCACCCAACAGUGUCGGACGACGGCUAUGUCCUCGACGGCUUUGUGGUGGACGACGAUGACGAUGACGACGACGACGACGACAACGGUGCUUACAGCGGUGACGAUGGCGAUGAGGAGUACAUCCCACACGCUGACGAACACGAAGACGAGGACGACGACGACGACGACGAUGAUGAUGAUGAUGAUGAUACUUAUGAAGGCCGUCAUCGCUUCAACCACUCGAACGAUGACAGCGUCAUUGUCAUCGAUGACGAUGACGACGAUGACGAUGAUGAUGAUGGUGAAUGGCUGUCGACGACAGCCACGCGUCGUACCACUCGCCACCACACGCGUGGUGGUGGGCGCUCUGGACGGCGGGGCCAUCGCCAUGCUGGCCUGGCUUCAUCGUCCUCCUCCUCUUCACGUGCUGCAGCGACAACGCGAUCGUCCUCAUCCGCCCGCCGAUCUGCACGGACACAUGGCUCCAGACACGCAACAGCGAGGCACAGGGCGGCAAGGCCACGGCGGGCAACGAGGGCCGUGCGUGCGUCUUCGCCAGCGUCACCGCGGGUGCGGCGCGCUGCCUCCCCUCCCGUCAUCCUGUCGCCCGUCAUGACACGACGCCAGGCAGCCGCGCUGGCUGCUCGCCGCAACAGCGGGAGUGCUCGUUCGGGUGGCUCGACCCGUGCUGGAAGUAGAGUGUCGGCAACAACAGCAACAUCCCCGCCAUCAGCAACUCUUGUCGACAGUGCACGGGGCGUUGCUCGACCACGACGCACGCGUGCACGCGCGGCAACACCACCACCACCACCACCACGAACAACAACAACAAGAACAACAACAACCGCAGCAGCGAGAGCGACAGCAGCAGCAACAACAGCAACGCCGCCUCGCCCACCACCACCACCACCACCACCAUUGGUGGCGUCAUCAUCCUCUUCCUCCUCUUCCUCUUCCUCGUCGUCUGCGGACUCGCUCCCGCCUGCGUUUCAGUCGCCCCGCAGCGCGCCUUCCGCGGCGGCAUCAAGCGCGCAGAGGGCAAGGACACGCACGACUGUCACGUCCACUGCCGAGCAGCUGAUGAUGCAGACGUCCAUAUCAACAUCGCCGGCCGUGCUGUCGUGGUCUGUCUCCAUCUCCAUGUCCCCCCUGCGUCGCACCCACUCACUGCCGCUGCCCAAUGACCGCCAGCCCCACCAGGCCCACCACCACCAGCAACAGCAGCAUGAUUGGCUGCAUCCCCGUCGUGGCACGCCUUCCCCUUCAGCACGCCCCUCAUCAUCAGCCGCUGCAUCUUCAGUGUCCUCAGCCGCUGCUGCCACAGCGCCGACAUCAUCGCCACUGUCGUCAGCAUCAUCGUCACUGUUGUUGUCACCGGGACGCCGCCCUGCCUCUGUGCCCGUUGAUUUGGCGGCCACGUCCCCACAGUUUGAUCGCACCCUCUCACGCCCGCAGCGGCGGCGGCGGCGGCGGCGGCGGCACAGCAGGCACCGUGCAAGCAGCACCGCUUCACCCGCUGCUGCCGCCAACCAUGGUCACCAUCGUCACGGUGGUGGUGGUCUUGGUGGUGAUACGGACAUUGAUGAUGCUCAUGACGAUGACGACAAUGACGACGAUGAUGACUUUGCUGAGUUGGAUUGCAAGCGUGCAAAACAGACAAGAGGCGCGCGGCGUCACGCAUCGGCCUCCUCCAUGCACCGCUCGACACGGCACCCCGCACGGCCAACGACAGUAGCAACCCCGACGACGACGACGACGCCGCCGCCAUCACGGGCGAUGGCGGGAACAAACGCGGCGAGGACAGGCGCCAGCUGCGUGGACCAACUGUUCUCCUCGCCUGAAUUCAGUGUUCGCGCAACCACCAACAACCGCCGCCGUCUCCUCGUUUCCUCCGAUGACGAUGAGGGCGGUGAGGGUGGUGAUGGUGGCCCCGACUCGCCCCCUGUUGGCAGCAGCAGGGUGCGAGGAGGGACCAGGCGCGGUGUCGCAGCUGCCCGCCCAAGCCGCCUGCGCUCGAUGCUGUCGCCGUCCGUGUCGCCAGCAGCGGUGCCAGUUGUUCGCAGCAGCAGCGAUAGUGGUGGCGGCCGUGGCCAUGGCCGUACUGGCUCGCGCGUGAUGCGGCGCAUCAUGAGCGACAGCGACGAUGACGAUGCCUGUCUUGCGCCCGCGAUGAGGACACACAUGGCGAUGUCGUCCACAGAUGACGAUGGCGACGACGACGGCGACGAUGAUGGAGCCCUGGCGUCUCGCAGCAGCCAGAGCCAGAGGAGACGGCGAAGCAGCAGCAAGAGGAACAGCCGGAGGAGGAGGAGCCGGAGAAGUGGCACGCCAACGCUGUUUGGCGCGGAUGCAGAUGCUGAUGACGACAACGGUGACACUGCAACUGAUGGGAGUGAUGGGAGUGACGGCAGCUUGGUGGCCCAGCACGAUGCACCCUUUGGCAGCCGCAAGCGCAACUGCGACUCUGCGUGCUUUGCCAUGUCGUUUGUGGACCACACCCCGCCGUCAGCGCUGACACCAUCGCCACCGCCGCCGGUGCCGGUGCUGAUGUCGCACCGGAGCGACGACUCUGACUCGCUCGACAGCGGCUGCCGCGACCUGGCUGCUGCGCCAGCCCAAGAGAAGCAGAAAACGAAACCGACGACCAAGCAUGAAACGCAUGAAGCGCAGGCAGAGCAGCAGGAAGGACAGCGGCGGGUGCGGCGGCGACGUCGCCAGCGAGGCCGGCUGCACCAUGCCCCACAUGUCGAUCCCGCCACUCCGUAGCGGCAUUGCAGUGGCUCUGGUUAAUUGUGAUAUGUGAUGAUACAUGCGAUUGUGUGAUAUGUGAUUGUAAUUGUUGCUACCUCCUACAGACUGAGAGAGAAUGUGCUUUGCUGUGUAGGUGGAGAGGGAGAGGGAGCCCAGUUGACAUGCCAUGCCAUGACGUGAAUGUGCAACAAGUUGUAAACGCG
Salpingoeca rosetta is the source of this 3822-nucleotide messenger RNA. RefSeq lists its product as uncharacterized. NCBI's taxonomy places the organism in Eukaryota, Choanoflagellata, Craspedida, Salpingoecidae. The transcript has a single exon. The record is from RefSeq and is a predicted model, not a curated record. Bases 362 to 3634 code for a protein of 1090 amino acids.